This is a messenger RNA of Pieris rapae (cabbage white), 2638 nucleotides long. Its product is annotated as pierisin. The transcript has 2 exons. Lineage: Eukaryota; Metazoa; Arthropoda; Insecta; Lepidoptera; Pieridae. The coding region runs from base 264 to 2273 and encodes 669 amino acids. The record is from RefSeq and is a predicted model, not a curated record.
ACCCUGGACUUGUAGAAUUGUCGAAAACUUGACAGUUAGUUAUUUGUUGUUUACUUCUGUAGACUGUAGACGUUGUCUACUAGCUCCUCGUAUCAAACUCGACCGUACCGGCGAUAAGAAAAUAUACAAAAUUCUGAAGGACUAUCAGACAUCAUUAACAUUGUUGAUGCAACAUUGGUGAAGUGGAUUAAAGAUUCGAAUUUUGGAUGAAACCCUUUUAUUCAAAAAAACUUCCAACCAAAUAACCCCGCAAGAGUCAUUAUAUGCUCAGAAGUCUUAUAUUAGUAGUUUUUGUUACUAAACUAUUUGCACGUACACGUCCAAACUUUUUAUCAUCGAGCCAAAAUCUUAUCAAGUUUCGUACCAAUACUUCGUCAAAAACACCGAAAUUUCUAGGAAGUAUGGAUCUCAAUGAUGACUUAAUGCGUGGUGAUGACGGUGAUGUAUUAGAAGAUACAUUUGGGGAUGACUUCGAAAACCUUCGGCCAUUACCAGACGGGGAAUUUACAGUUAAAAGUAAAAAAUAUAAUAAUUUUGUGUUGGAUUUGUCUGAAAAUGUCGAUGGUGGUAUUAUCCAUAGUCACGAAUAUAACAGUGGGGAUAAUCAAACAUGGUUAUUUAAUUAUGAUUCCGAUAAAGAAGGUUAUACAUUGAAAAAUAAACAAAAUCCUGACCUAUUGCUGAACUGGAAUAGUCAAGAUGCGACAAAAGAAAAUAUUCUUCGAGGUUUCACAAAUAAUGAUAGCAGAAACCAUUACUGGCGUAUCGAACAGACCGAUGACGGAUAUUUUAAAUUUAAGAAUUUAAAUAAUAUAAAUAUGAUUCUAACAAUUCAGGAUAUAUUUAGUUCAUUUGGUGGAAAACAAGUUACAAUGGAUACAGAAAUUUCUUCUGAUCAAGAUAACUGUCAAAAAUGGAUAAUUAAUCCGGUCUAUUUUCAGACUAUACAAGAUGGCAAUUAUAAUAUAUUUAAUCGUAAUUUGCCAGAUAUAGUCAUAGGCCUCAAUGAUAAUCAAGAGGACUCUUUGGUUCAUGCUCAAAGAUAUUCUGUCAAGGAAAAUCAAGAGUGGAAGUUAAGUUACGAUAGAGAAAAGGAAGCUUAUACAAUAAAAUGUGCACUGAAUUUAGAUCUUUUACUAACUUGGGAUAGUAAUACUGCGACUAAAGAAAUGGUUCUUGGCGCAUAUAAAGAUAGCGGUAAUAAAAGCCAAUACUGGCGUAUCGAACGGACCGAUGACGGAUCUUAUAGACUUAGAAAUUUGAAACAUUUAAAUUCAAUUUUGAUUCUAAAUGCUGCAUCCUUUGACGGUCAAAAAAGCGGACUUAAACUAAUAGUUCAUAAAGAUUCUAGCGAUGAUGCUAAUAUUCAUUCACGUUGGACAAUUAAACCUGUAUCUUAUCAGUCCAUCUCAGAUGGUGAUUAUAAUAUAUUUAAUCGUAAUUUGACAGACAUAGUUAUUGAUUAUAGCAAUCGAGAGGAUUCCUUGGUUCACGGACAUAGCUACAUUGGAAAUGAUAGCCAGAUAUGGACGUUUGUAUAUAAUAGAGAGAAAAAAGCUUAUAUAAUAAAGAAUGGUCUAAAUACAGAUCUAUUGCUGUGCUGGAAUAGUAAUGCUACUUCUCAAGAAAUGUUUUUACGAGCAUAUUCCGAGAGCAGUUGUAAGAAUCAAUAUUGGCGCAUCGAAAAGGUUAAUGACGGAUCCUACAGACUUAGGGAUCUAGAGAAUACAGAAAAGUUAAUAACUGUAAUUGACAAAGACAGUCCAUAUGGAGGCAAAGAACUUAUAGUGAUUGAUAGUAAGGAAAGUGGAAAUGACAAAAUUACUGUUUCAAAUAGUUGGUUUUUGCAAAAAAUUGGAAAAGCAGCUAUACCAAAUGGUAAAUUUAAAAUUGCAACGAAGGCAAAUUAUAAGAAGGUAAUUAAUUCAAAUCAAGAAUCGAAGUUGAUUAUUACUGAUAAUCUAAAUCUUGUUACUAGCGAUUGGGAAAUUAAAUAUGACUCAACAAAAAGAGCAUAUACAAUACAUUCAUCAAAAUUCAAAAACCUCGGAUGGGUAUAUCAGAAUAAAAACUGUUUUGUUACGUUAGAUAAUAUAGAUGGGUCUAAUCUUCGAAAUUAUUGGAUGGUAGAAUAUAAAAUGCAAGCUGGUGGUUAUUUAAUAAGAAGCUUAUGUGACCCAUCGCAAGCAGUGAGCUAUUCUGACAACAAUCCCAUUACAACUGACAAUGCAACAUACUCCGUUAACCAAUUGUUUAAUUUUAUUAGAAAUUAACAAUUUAUAAGUUGAUUAUGAUAUUUACCUUAACACAUAAAAUUUCUACAGACAUUUGCCCGUGGCUACCAACCCUUCUAAAAUCGCAAGCAAACCUAGAAGCAAUUGAAACAAACAAAAAUCUGGGAUGACCUCCUAAAUCUUAUCAAGGUGAUAGAUUAUAUGUAUAUUUUAUAACAUACAGUGAGAAAGAUCUGAAUUUAUUUGUUUUUUAACCAAGUUAAAUAAUUUAUUGUAUUUAGGUAAUAUUUCAAUUUUACAUGCUGACAUAUAAACUUGGUUCUUUUUGUUGUUAAAAUCUCAGAGAUUUAUGCUUUUGCCUUAUUAUUUAUCAUAAUAUGCGUAGCUCUAAGAUUCUAUUAUUU